GCGUGGUGCCGGCCCAGGAGCCGCAGCCGCCGGGAGAGCCGCAGAGGCCAGGGCGCACGCCAUUGGUGGGCACGGCGCAGGCGCCUCCGCGGACAUGCCCCGUGUUUUGGGGGAGCGAGGCCCGGCCGCGGAGGGCGAGGGAUGCUGACGCGCAUGGGCAGACGGACCCCGGCGCCGGGGCAGCCUCACUUCCUCGCGGGACGAAGGCUGCGCUAUCACGCCAGCUGUAAUCAGCGAGCAUCUGUUGACGUGUAAGCCGCAGUCGCGUGGCGAGGAGCCUGGGCUCUGGACUCGUCACCCCGCUGGGGUCCACCCUCUGGCCGGCAGCGGAGUGACCACGCGCUCCUGCCUUCCUUGUGACUGUUCUUUCCUGUGUGAUGUGUUUUCUGAAAUCCUGAACCAUGAGUCUAGCACUUAAUGAUCUGCUUAUUUGCUGCCGUCAACUAGAACAUGAUAGAGCUACGGAACGAAGGAAAGAAGUUGAGAAAUUUAAGCAACUGAUUCGGGAUCCUGAAACUGUUCAACAUUUAGAUCGACAUUCAGAUUCCAAACAAGGAAAAUAUUUGAAUUGGGAUGCUGUUUUUAGAUUUUUACAGAAAUAUAUUCAGAAAGAAACAGAAUGUCUGAAAACAGCAAGACCAAAUGUUUCUGCAUCAACACAAGCCACAAGGCAGAAAAAAAUGCAAGAAAUCAGUAGCUUGGUUAAAUAUUUCAUCAAAUGUGCAAAUAAAAGAGCACCCAGGCUAAAAUGUCAAGAACUCUUGAAUUAUAUCAUGGAAACAGUGAAAGAUUCAUCUAAUGGUGCCAUUUAUAGAGCCGAUUGUAGCAAUAUACUGCUCAAGGACAUUCUUUCAGUGAGAAAAUACUGGUGUGAAAUAUCUCAGCAACAGUGGCUAGAAUUGUUUUCUGUGUACUUCAAGCUAUAUCUCAAUCCUUCACAAGACAUUAACAGAGUCUUAUUGGCUAGAAUCAUUCAUGCUGUGACUAAAGGAUGCUGUUCACAAACUGAUGGAUUAAAUUCCAAAUUUUUGGAUUGUUUUUCUAAGGCUAUUCAGAAUGCAAGACAGGAACAGACCUCUGCCGGUUUCAAUCAUAUCUUAGCAGCAUUUGUUAUCUUCCUCAAGGCUUUGGCUGUUAACUUUCGAAUUAAAGUGUGUGAGUUAGGAGAUGAAAUUCUUCCUACCUUUCUUUAUAUUUGGACUCAACAUAGACUUAAUGAUUCCUUAAAAGAAGUAAUUAUUGAAUUAUUUCAACUUCAAAUUUAUAUUCAUCAUCCAAAGGGAGCCAAAACCCAAGAAAAAGGUGCCUAUGAAUCAAGAAAAUGGAAAAGUAUCUUAUACAACUUAUAUGAUCUGCUAGUUAAUGAGAUAAGUCACAUAGGGAGCAGAGGGAAAUACUCCUCAGGAUCUCGUAACAUUGCUGUCAAAGAAAACUUGAUUGACUUGAUGGCAGAUGUUUGUCACCAGGUUUUUAAUGAAGAUACCAGAUCUUUGGAGAUUUCCCAGUCUUAUACUACCACACAAAGAGAAUAUGGUGUACCUUGCAAAAAGAGGAAAAUAGAAUUAGGCUGGGAUGUAAUAAAAGAUCAUCUCCAGAAGUCACAGAGUGAUUUUGAACUUGUGCCUUGGUUACAGAUUGUAAUUCAAUUAAUAUCAAAAUAUCCUGCAUGUUUACCUAACUGUGAGCUAUCACCAUUAUUGAUGAUACUAUGUCAGCUUCUACCUCAACAGCGACGUGGGGAACGUACACCAUAUGUGUUACGAUGCCUUAUGGAAAUUGCAUUGUGUCAAGGCAAGAAAUCAAACCUAGAAAGCUCACAAAAGUCAGAGUUAUUGAAACUCUGGAUUAAAAUUUGGUCUAUUACCUUUCGCAAUAUAAGUUUUGAACAAAUACAAGCUGAAAAUUUUGGCUUACUUGGAGCCAUAAUUCAAGGGAGCUUAGUUGAGAUUGACAGAGAAUUCUGGAAGUUAUUUACUGGGUCAGCCUGCAGACCUUCAUGUCCUGUGAUAUCCUGUUUGACUUUGGCACUGACCACCUGUGUAGUUCCAGAAACAGUAAAAAUGGGAAUGGAGCAGAAUAUAUGCGAAGUAAACAGAAGUUUUUCUUUAAAGGAAUUGAUAAUGAAAUGGCUCUUACUCUAUCAGUUAGAAGAUGACUUUGAAAACAGUACAGAGCUGCCCCCAAUUCUUCACAGUAAUUUUCCUCAUCUUGCACUGGAGAAAAUUCUUGUGAGUCUCACUAUGAAAAACUGUAAAGCUGCAAUGAAUUUUUUCCAGAGUGUGCCAGAAUGUGAACAGCAUCAAAAUGAGAAAGAAGAGCCUUCAUUCUCAGCAGUUGAAGAACUAUUUCUUCAGACAACUUUUGACAAGAUGGAUUUUUUAGCUGUUGUGGAAAAAUGUGCAAUAGAAAAGCACCAAUCUAGUAGAGGCUUUUCUGUCCACCCAAAUCUCAAGGAAUCACUGGAUCGCUAUCUUCUGGGAUUGUCAAAACAGCUUCUAAAUAACUAUUCAUCUGAGACUUCAAAUACAGAAAUGCUUGUCCGGUGUUCAAGUCUUUUGGUGGGUGUUCUUGGUUGCUAUUGUCAUAUGGGUGUAAUAACUGAAGAGGAAGCAUAUAAAUCAGAAUUAUUCCAGAAAGCCAAGUCUUUAAUGCAGUGUGCUGGAGAAAGUGUUACUCUGUUUAAAAAUAAGAUAAAUGAGGAAUCUAGAAUUGUUUCAUUGAGAAAUAUGAUGCAUCUCUGUACAAGUUGCUUAUGUAACUGUAAUAAGCACAGUCCAAAUAAGAUUGCAUCUAACUUUUUCCUACGAUUGUUAACAUCAAAGCUAAUGAAUGAUAUUGCUGAUAUUUGUAGAAGUUUAGUCUCCUUUAUAAAAAAGCCACUUGACUAUGGACAAGUAGAAUCAGUAGGAGAUGACACUGAUGAAAAUGUAAAGGAGAUGGAGAAUCAGUCAUCCAUGAGUGUGUUUACUAGUUACCCUGCUAGUAGUGUUAGUGAUGCAAAUGAAUCUGGAGAGAGCCAGCUUACUAUUGGUGCCAUGAAUCCCUUAGCUGAGGAACAUCUGUCGAAACAAGAUCUGCUUUUUUUAGACAUGCUCAAGUUCUUGUGCGUAGGUGUAACCACAGCUCAGACCAGUCCUGUGUCAUUUAGAGCAGUUGAUAUUCGGAGGAAAUUGUUAAUGUUAAUUGAUCCUAGUAUACUAGAUCUUACCAAAUCUCUUCACCUACACAUGUAUCUAGUGCUUUUAAAGGAGCUUCCUGGAGAAGAAUAUCCUUUGCCAAUGGAAGAUGUUGUUGAACUUCUGAAACCACUAUCCAAAUUGUGUUCUUUAUAUCGCCGUGACCAAGAUGUUUGUAAAACAAUUUUAAACCACAUCAUUCAUAUAGUGGGGAACCUAUGUCAAGGCAAUAUGGAUUCUGAGAACACAAAGGAUGCUCAAGGACAGUUUCUAACAGUUAUUGAAGCAUUUUGGCAAUUAAUCAAGGAGGGGAAAUGCAUAUUCUCUGUAAGAAUGGCACUAGUAAAAUGCCUGAAAACUUUGCUUGAGGCUGAUCCUUAUUCAGAAUGGGCUAUUCUUAAUUCAGCGGGAAAAACCUUUUCUGUAAAUGAAGUAUUUCCACAAUUUCUUGCUGAUAAUGACCACCAAGUCCGCAUGUUGGCUGCAGAAUCAAUCAAUAGGUUAUUUCAGGAUAUGAAGCAAACAGGUUCUUCCACGUUAUUGAAAGCACUUCCUUUGAAGCUUCAGCAAACAGCUUUUGAAAAUGCGUACCUGAAAGCUCAGGAAGGAAUGAGAGCAGUGUCCCACAGUGCUGAGAACCCUGAACUUUUGGAUGAGAUUUAUAAUAGAAAAGCUGUUUUACUGAUGACGAUGGCUGUGGUUUUAUACUGUAGUCCUGUCUGUGAAAAACAAGCUUUGUUUGCCCUAUGCAAGUCUGUAAAAGAUAAUGGAUUAGAACCUCACCUCAUUAAAAAGGUUUUAGAAAAAGUUUCUGAAACUUUUGGAUAUAGACAUUUAGAAGACUUCAUGGCUUCUCACUUGGAUUAUCUGGUUUUGGAAUGGCUAAAUCUUCAAGAUACGGAACACAGCUUAUCUGCUUUCCCUUUUAUUUUGUUAAACUACACAAACAUUGGGGAUUUCUAUAGAGAAGAAAAUUUUGAAGAUGGAAAGAUUGACCAUUUAUUCAUUACUAAUUUACCAGAGAUUGUGGUAGAGUUACUGAUGACGUUACAUGAACCUGGGACUGCUGGUGCCAACCAAAGCACUGACCUCUGUGACUUUUCAGGGGAUUUGGAUCCUGCUCCUAAUCCACCUCAUUUUCCAUCACAUGUGAUUAAAGCAACAUUUGCCUAUAUCAGCAGUUGCCAUAAAACCAAGUUUAAAAGCAUUUUAGAAAUUCUUUCCAAAAGCCCUGAUUCCUAUCAGAAAAUUCUUUUAGCCAUAUGUGAACAAGCCACAGAGACAAAUAAUGUUUAUAAAAAGCACAGAAUUCUUAAAAUAUAUCACCUGUUUGUUAGUUUAUUACUGAAAGAUAUAAAAACUGGCUUAGGAGGAGCUUGGGCCUUUGUUCUUCGAGAUGUUAUUUAUACUUUGAUUCACUAUAUCAACAAAAGGCCUUCUCGUUUUAUGGAUGUGUCAUUGCGUAGCUUCUCCCUUUGUUGUGAUCUGUUAAGCCACAUUUGCCGCACCGCAGUGACUUGCUGUAAGGAUGCUUUAGAAAAUCAUCUUCAUGUUAUUGUUGGUACACUGAUACCCCUUGUGGAUAGUCACAUGGAAAUUCAGGAGCAGGUAUUGGACUUGUUGAAAUACUUAGUGAUCGAUAACAAGGACAAUGAAAACCUCUAUAUGAUGAUUAAACUUUUAGAUCCUUUUCCCGACCACGUUGUCUUUAAGGAUUUGCGUAUUACUCAACAGAAAAUCAAGUACAGUAGAGGACCCUUCUCACUCUUGGAGGAAAUUAAUCAUUUUCUCUCAGUAAGUGUUUAUGAUGCACUUCCAUUGACAAGGCUUGAAGGAUUGAAGGAUCUUCGAAGACAGCUAGAACAACAUAAAGAUCAGAUGGUGGAGCUCAUGAGAGCCUCUCAAGGUAACCCACAAGAUGGCAUAAUGGUGAAGCUGGUUGUCAGCUUGUUACAGUUAUCUAAGAUGGCGUUAAAUCACACUGGUGAAAGAGAAGUUUUAGAGGCUGUUGGGAGCUGCUUGGGAGAAGUUGGUCCUGUAGAUUUUUCUACGAUAGCUAUACAACAUAGUAAAGAUACAUCUUAUAUUAAGGCCCUUGAGUUAUUUGAAGAUAAAGAACUUCAGUGGACCCUCGUAAUGCUGACCUACCUGAAUAACACAUUGGUAGAAGAUUGUGUCAAAGUGCGAUCAGCUACUGUUACCUGCUUGAAAAAUAUUUUAGCCACAAAGACUGGCCAUAGUUUCUGGGAGAUUUACAAGACGACUACUGAUCCCAUGCUGAUCUAUCUACACCCUUUUAGAACAUCGAGGAAAAAGUUUUUAGAGGUACCCAGACUUGACAGAGACAACCCUUUAGAGGGUUUGGAUGAUACAAGCCUGUGGAUUCCUCAAAAUGAAAGUCAUGAUGUUUGGAUAAAGUCACUGACUUGUGCGUUUUUGGAUAGUGGAAGCAUAAAAAGUGAAAUUCUUCAGUUAUUAAAGCCACUGUGUGAGGUGAAAGCUGACUUUUGUCAGACCGUGCUUCCAUACCUGAUUCAUGAUGUUUUACUUCAAGAUGCAAAUGAAUCAUGGAGAAAUCUGCUUUCUAUGCACAUUCAGGGAUUUUUCACUAACUGUUUCAGAUACUCCUCACAAACGAACCGAUCCAUGACCCCUGCAAGUUUGGAUUCAGAGCCAGAGCACUUUUCCCGAUGUUGCUUGGAUAAAAGAUCACAAAGAACAAUGCUUGCUGUUGUGGACUACCUGAGGAGACAAAAGAGAUCUUCCUCAGGAACAGUGUUUGAUGAUGCUUUCUGGCUGGAGUUGAAUUAUCUAGAAGUUGCCAAGGUAGCCCAGUCUUGUGCUGCUCACUUUACAGCAUUACUCUAUGCAGAAAUCUACGCAGAUAAGAAAAACAUGGAGGAUCAAGAGAAAAGAAAUCUCGUAUUUGAAGAGGGAAGCCAAAGCACAACCAUUUCUAGCUUGAGUGAAAAAAGUAAAGAAGAAACUGGAAUAAGUUUGCAGGAUCUGCUCUUAGAAAUCUACAGAAGCAUAGGGGAGCCAGACAGUCUGUAUGGCUGUGGCGGAGGGAAAAUGCUACAACCCCUUACUAGACUACGAACAUAUGAACAUGAAGCAAUGUGGGAGAAAGCCCUAGUAACAUAUGACCUUGAGACAGCAAUCUCUUCGCCAACCCGCCAGGCAGGCAUCAUUCAGGCCUUGCAGAAUUUGGGACUAUGUCAUAUUCUUUCUGUCUACUUAAAAGGAUUAGAUGAUGAAAAUAAAGAGUGGUGUGCUGAACUACAGGAACUUCAUUACCAAGCAGCAUGGAGGAAUAUGCAAUGGGACCACUGCAUUUCUGUUAACAAAGGAAUAGAAGGAACCAGUUACCACGAAUCAUUGUACAAUGCUUUGCAGUCUCUGAGAGAUAGAGAAUUCUCCACAUUUUAUGAAAGUCUCAAAUAUGCCAGAGUAAAAGAAGUGGAAGAGUUGUGUAAGGGCAGCCUGGAGUCUGUGUAUUCACUGUACCCCACACUUAGCAGAUUGCAGGCCAUUGGAGAGCUCGAAAGCAUUGGGGAGCUUUUCUCAAGAUCAGUCGUGGAAAGGCAACCCUCUGAAGUAUACAUUAAGUGGCGGAAGCACUCCCAGCUUCUCAAAGACAGUGAUUUCAGUUUUCAGGAGCCGAUCAUGGCUCUGCGCACAGUCAUCCUGGAGCUCUUGAUGGAAAAAGAAAUGGAGAACUCCCAAAGAGAAUGUUUUAAGGACAUUCUCACCAAGCACCUUGUGGAACUCUCCGUACUAGCCCGAACUUUCAAGAACACCCAGCUCCCUGAAAGGGCAAUAUUCCAAAUUAAACAAUAUAAUUCAACUAGUUGUGGAGUUUCUGGGUGGCAGCUGGAGGAAGCGCAAGUAUUCUGGGCAAAGCAGGAGCAGAGCCUUGCCCUGAAUAUUCUCAAGCAAAUGAUCAAGAAGUUGGAUGCCAGUUGUUCCAAGGAUGAUCCCAACCAAAAACUUAUAUACACAGAAUGUCUGAGGGUUUGUGGCAACUGGUUAGCAGAAACUUGCUUAGAAAAUCCUGCAGUCAUCAUGCAGACCUAUCUAGAAAAGGCAGUAGAAGUUGCUGGAAAUUACGAUGGAGAAAGCAGUGAUGAGCUCAGAAAUGGACAAAUGAAGGCAUUUCUCUCAUUAGCACGGUUCUCAGAUACUCAGUACCAGAGGAUUGAAAACUACAUGAAAUCAUCAGAAUUUGAAAACAAACAAGCUCUCCUGAAAAGGGCUAAAGAGGAAGUGGGCCUUCUUAGGGAACAUAAUAUUCAGAGCAAUAACAGAUACACAAUAAAGGUUCAGCGAGAGCUGGAGCUGGAUGAAUGUGCCCUCCGUGCUCUGAAAGAGGAUCGGAAGCGUUUCUUAUGUAAAGCUGUUGAAAAUUACAUCAGUUGCCUGUUAAGUGGAGAAGGGCAUGAUAUGUGGAUAUUUCGUCUAUGUUCUCUCUGGCUUGAAAAUUCUGGAGUUUCUGAAGUCAGUGGCAUGAUAAAGCGAUAUGGAAUGAAGAUUCCAUCAUAUAAAUUUUUGCCUCUUAUGUACCAACUGGCUGCUAGAAUGGGGACCAAGAUGACGGGAGGCCUAGGAUUUCAUGAAAUCCUCAAUAAUCUCAUCUCUAGAAUUUCAAUGGAUCACCCCCAUCAUACUUUGUUUAUUAUAUUGGCCUUAGCAAAUGCGAACAAAGAUGAAUCUUUGACAAAAUCAGAGGCAGCAAGAAGGAGUAGAAUAACUAAAAAUGCACCUAAACAGAGCUCUCAGCUUGAUGAGGAUCGAACUGAGGCUGCAACCAAAAUUAUAAGUGCUAUCAGAAGUAGGAGACCCCAGAUGGUCAGGAGUGUUGAGACACUUUGUGAUGCCUAUAUUAUAUUAGCAAACUUUGAUGCCACUCAGUGGAAGACUCAGAGAAAAGGCAUAAAAAUUCCAGCCGACCAGCCAAUUACUAAACUUAAGGACUUAGAAGAUGUUGUUGUUCCUACUAUGGAAAUUAAGGUGGACCCCACAGGAGAAUAUAGAAACCUGGUGACUAUACAGUCAUUCAAAGCAGAAUUUCGUUUAGCAGGAGGUGUAAAUUUACCAAAAAUAAUAGAUUGUGUGGGCUCUGACGGCAAGGAAAGGAGACAGCUUGUCAAGGGCCGUGAUGACCUGAGACAAGAUGCUGUCAUGCAGCAGGUUUUCCAGAUGUGUAAUACGUUGCUGCAGAGAAACACUGAGACCAGGAAGAGGAAGUUGACUAUCUGCACAUACAAGGUGGUUCCCCUUUCUCAGCGAAGUGGUGUUCUCGAAUGGUGCACAGGAACUGUCCCUAUUGGUGAAUUUCUUGUUAACAAUGAGAAUGGUGCUCAUAAAAGAUACAGACCAAACGAUAUCAGUGCCUAUCAAUGCCAGAAGAAAAUGAUGGAUGCGCAAAAGAAGUCUUAUGAAGAGAAAUAUGAAACAUUCAUGGAUAUUUGUAAGAAUUUUCAACCAGUGUUCCGUUAUUUCUGCAUGGAAAAAUUCUUGGACCCAGCUGUUUGGUUUGAGAAACGAUUGGCCUAUACUCGCAGUGUGGCUACUUCUUCUAUUGUUGGUUACAUACUUGGACUUGGUGAUAGACAUGUACAGAAUAUCUUGAUAAAUGAGCAAUCAGCAGAACUUGUACAUAUAGAUUUAGGGGUUGCUUUUGAACAGGGUAAAAUCCUUCCUACUCCGGAAACAGUGCCUUUUAGACUCACCAGAGAUAUUGUGGAUGGGAUGGGCAUUACUGGUGUUGAAGGUGUCUUCAGAAGAUGCUGUGAGAAAACCAUGGAGGUGAUGAGAAACUCUAAGGAAACACUGUUAACCAUUGUGGAGGUCCUCCUGUAUGAUCCUCUCUUUGACUGGACCAUGAAUCCUCUGAAAGCUCUGUAUUUACAGCAGAGGCUGGAAGAUGAAACUGAGCUUCACGCCUCGCCCAAUGCAGAUGACCGAGAAUGCAAACGAAACCUCAGUGAAAUGGACCAGAGUUUCAACAAAGUAGCUGAGCGUGUCUUGAUGAGACUGCAAGAGAAACUAAAAGGAGUGGAGGAAGGAACUGUGCUCAGUGUGGAUGGACAAGUGAAUUUGCUCAUACAACAGGCCAUGGACCCCAAAAACCUCAGCCGACUUUUCCCAGGAUGGAAAGCGUGGGUGUGAUAUCUGGCAUAUGAAAUUCCCUUGGAUUCAACCUUCAGAGGUUAUAUGUUGGCCUUUAUUUUUGACCCACCUCCAUACUUUGAAUAUAUGGUAUUAAUAUUAGCUAAGCGAACUACUUACUGUGUUGUUUAAAAAGUGUUUCAUAUUCGCUUCAAUCACCUAAAGUUGCUUUGAGAUCUCAAGGGACAUCUCUACUUGCACACUUUAGAAAUAAUUAUCAUUCAUGCUCUACUUCUAGGCUAAACAUUCUCCUCAAAUUCAUGCCUGUAUCAUUUCCGGUAGAGUCACUGACUUAUUUAUGCUGAAAAUGGAAGCAGAGGAAUGCCUGAAUAUCACUGACAGUUUCUCCUGCCUUAUAUAUUAGAACCACUGGUUUUAAUUAACAUUUGUUUCCCAGAUAUUACAUAUGAAUGAAAAUUAUUUGAUAUUAACAUAUAAAAGGAAGAAAAAAAUUCAAAAUUGUAACCAUCAGGGUAAAAACAACCUUAAAAAUAAGAAACAAUGUUGGAAACAGUAGCAUUUAAUAGGUUUGGGUUUUUAGUAGCAAGAUCACUCAAUGUUACUGAAUAAAAAGUUGUAUGGAGAAAAAA
Molecule: messenger RNA, 9937 nt
Organism: Myotis davidii
Lineage: Eukaryota; Metazoa; Chordata; Mammalia; Chiroptera; Vespertilionidae
Gene: ATM
Product: ATM serine/threonine kinase
Exons: 64
Coding region: 402-9347 (2981 amino acids)
Biological process (GO): DNA repair
Molecular function (GO): protein serine/threonine kinase activity; protein binding
Source: RefSeq, a predicted model, not a curated record